Chiloscyllium plagiosum (whitespotted bambooshark) is the source of this 1361-nucleotide messenger RNA. The record is from RefSeq and is a predicted model, not a curated record. NCBI's taxonomy places the organism in Eukaryota, Metazoa, Chordata, Chondrichthyes, Orectolobiformes, Hemiscylliidae.
GGGUCAGUGCUGAGGGAGUGCCGCACUGUCGGAGGAAUGAGCCGGUUCCUCAACCUCCUUCGCAGCUGGUUACUGAUGGUUGCUAUUGUUGCUGCAGGCAAUACAAUUCAGAGUUUCUGGGACCACAGCUUCCUCUCCGACAAGUUGUACACUGGAAGCCCAACACUCGUGAAUGGUUUGCAGGCAAGAACAUUUGGGAUCUGGACUCUACUCUCCUCCAUCAUUCGAUGCACAUGUGCAGUGGAUAUUCACAACAGAACGUUGUACCAUAUUACUCUGUGGACCUUUAUUCUGGCAUUUGGUCACUUUGUGUCUGAGUCCUUUAUUUAUCACACAGCACCCAUGACGAAAGCGGUGAUGGCACCCCUGUUAGUGGCCAGUUUCUCAAUCCUGGGAAUGUUGGUUGGAUUUCAGUACUUGGAAGAUCCUCAAGAUGCAACCUCCAUUCGACCAAAGAAGAGGAUGUAAAGCCUCAGUGGUUUGGCUGCUCAGAGUAAUGGUGUACGGGCAACAUCCAGAUAGGUUUCUGGCUGCUGCACAUCCAGCUAGUUCACCUGGGCACACUCUCCACUGCACUUCCAUCAACUUCAUUCAUCACAAUCAGUGACUGAAAUCCACUGUAAAGACCUUUCCAAUAUCCUGACGUCAUAAAUGUAUUUUAGAAAUGGGAGUCUGUUCAGAUUGUGAUACAGCACAGGCUAUUUGGGCUAUCGUAUCCAUGCUGGUCAACACUAAUCCCAUUUCCCAGCUCUUUGCCAACAGCUCUGGAGACUACAGUGAUGUAAGUGAAUAUCUAAAUUCUGCUGAAAUAUUACAAGAGUUUUUGAUUCACUCGCCCUUUUCAACAGUGAGCUCCAGAUUCCCAACAUCUGAGUUUUAAAAAAAAUUCUUAGCUCUUCUCUUUGCCUUCUGCCACUUACCUUGAAUCUAUCCCCUCUAUUAUGUCUCCUCUCAACAUUCACUCCUCCAAGGUAAUGGCCUAUCUAAUCUUUCCUCAUUGUUCCGAUCCUUCAACUCUGGCAGCAUCCUAGUAAAUCUCCUCUGCACCCUCUCCAGUGCAGUUGCAUUCUUUCUGUAAUAUGGUGACCAGAACUGCACACAGUGCUCCUGCUGUGGCCUGAGUACAGCUCCCUCGUUGCCUGCUUGCUCUUGUAUUGAGCAAAGAACAAUACAGCACGCGAACAGGCCCUUUGAGCCUCCCCAGAUGCUGCCUUAACCACCUCGUCUACCUUUCAGGCAUCUGCAGAUACUGGUAAUGACAUUGGACUGGGAAUCUAUAAACCCAGGUUAAAUCUGUGGGGACUUGAAUCAGGCCGUGACAGAUGGUGACAUUUGAAUUCAAUAAAAAUCUGAAAUUAAAA